AUGGGAUUUCCGGAAGCUCAGAAGGCUGACUAUGCCUCAUACCAGCUGAUUGGUGAAGCUUCGACUUGGUGGACCAGUGCGAGGGCUUUGCUUCGAGCCCAAAAUGUUGAUCUGACUUGGGCGGUGUUCAGACGGGUUUUCCUCGACAAGUAUUUCCCAAAGGCCAUGAGAAGAAUGAAACACACUGAGCUGCUGUCACUACGGCCGGAUAAUAUGACUGUCAAUGAAUAUAUUGCUAAAUUUGGGCAGCUGAUGGAAUAUGCCAAUUUUGAUCGAAACAUCUACGAUGAAGAGUGGCAAGUGGAGAAAUAUGAAAGUGGACUGCACCCAGAGAUUCACAAGCUCAUGCUGACUACAGCUAAUCGUACCCUACCAGAAUUAAUUAAUCAGAGUCGUCAAGCGGAAGAAAUUAUCAAUGAAGCGAAGAAUCUGUCUAAGCAGCCAAUGCAAUCCCAAGGAGAAUGUAAAUUGGGCCGGUUCUUCAGAAAGAUUACCAGAAUGAAUAGAGGCAAGGGUCCGCAGUUUCAAUCUCGGACUGGAAACUUCAAGAGAAAUAAUGCUCCUGGCCAAUCAUCAGCAGGACGACAGGGUUCCAAUGCUUGUGCUACAUGUGGGAAGAAUCAUCCUGGAAUCUGUCGACGUGGAAACAACUUAUGCUACGGGUGUGGACAGUCGGGACACUUUGUUUCUGAUUGCCCACAAAAUUUUAAUCGACCUCUUACUCAAGGUCGGGUGUUCACCCUUGAUGCAAAUGAAGCUCAGAAGUAUCCGAAUUUGAUCCGAGGUAAUGUAAUUCUGAACGGUUAUCCUCUUUCUGUUAUCUUUGAUUCUGGAGCAUCAGGUUCUUUUAUGGAGAAACACCCUGCUAUGAGAAUAGGCAUCACCCCAGCUCCGUUACCUUAUGAGUUACAAAUCAGUACUCCUACUAGAGGAUCUUGUACUGCAUCAGAGAUCUGCAGAGGUGUUAUUUUGCAAUUUGAAGGGAACAUUUAUACUGUGAAUUUAGUGGUUCUACCGGUGUUCAAUUUUGAGGUGAUUAUCGAUAUGGACUGGUUGACGGAGGACAGAAUAACAUUGGACUGUCAAGCAGGGAAAGUCAUAGUUCCUUCGAAAGAUGGUAAUUUUCAACCUUUUGCUACUAUUUCUUUAUUACAAGUUAAAAAAGAGCUCCUUCGGGGAGCUGAAGGUUAUCUAUUGUUGAUUGAGUCUGAGACUUCAGUUGACAACCAAAUUCAGAAUGUUCCUAUUGUAAAUCAAUUCGAGAAGGUGUUCCUAGAUGAAAUUCCUCGAUUACCUCCUCAUCGGGAAAUAGAAUUCCCCAUUGAACUUAUUCCCGGAGUUGAACCUAUUUCCAUUUCCUUGUAA
Molecule: messenger RNA, 1365 nt
Organism: Gastrolobium bilobum
Lineage: Eukaryota; Viridiplantae; Streptophyta; Magnoliopsida; Fabales; Fabaceae
Exons: 1
Coding region: 1-1365 (454 amino acids)
Molecular function (GO): nucleic acid binding; zinc ion binding
Source: RefSeq, a predicted model, not a curated record